AUGGAGGAAGGAGAAAGUAGCCCCUUGCUCUUCCAGGGCAUCGCUGGCCAAGAGCCACCACUCGCCAGGAACAGUCCCCCUCCUGCAAAAUCCCCAGGUCCAACACUCUGGAAGGACCAGACAGGGGUAUGGGGCUGCAGAUGCUGGCCUGGAGCAAAGCACCAAGCCUGGAGGGACGGCCUGGCCUCCUCCCUCCACCUUUCCAUAGGGAGCAGCUGUGUCAAGUACCUGACCUUCCUCUCCAACUUCGUCUUCUCCCUGCUGGCCCUGCUGGCCCUGGCUGCAGGGCUCUGGGGCCUAGCUGUUAAAAGUUCUGUGGGGAGUGGCUGGGAUGGACCCCUGCCCACAGACCCCAUGCUGAUGCUGGUGCUGGGAGGCCUGGUGGUCAGCGUGGUGAGCCUGUCCGGCUGUCUGGGUGCUCUCUGUGAGAACAGCUGCCUCCUGCACUGCUACUGUGGGGCUGUCCUCUCCUGCCUGGCCCUGGAAGCCCUGGCGGGGGCUCUAGUGGUAACCCUGUGGGGCCCGCUGCGGGCCGGCCUGGAGUCUGCCCUUCAUGCUGCCGUCAUCCGCUACUGGGAUGACCCAGACUUGCGCUUCCUCCUCGACCACGUCCAGCUGGGGCUGCAGUGCUGCGGAGCACUAUCCUACCAGGACUGGCAACAGAACCUGUACUUUAACUGCAGCUCUCCUGGGGUGCAAGCCUGUAGCCUUCCUGCCUCCUGCUGCAUCGACCCCCAGGAAGAGAGAGCUUCAGGGAACACUCAGUGUGGCUUCGGGGCGUUGCGCCUGGACCAGAAUGCAGCCGCACUGGUAGUGCACCUGCAGGGCUGCGGGCCCGCACUGCAGGAAUGGCUGCAAGGGAACAUGCCGGCCAUAGGAGGCUGUGCCGUCACUAUUGUCAUGAUCCAAGGGACUGAACUCCUGUUGGCUGCUUGCCUGCUGAGGGCUCUUGCUGUCCAAGCAGCAGAGGACACAGAACCCAGCCCUCCCCCCGAGCAGAGCUGA
Molecule: messenger RNA, 1005 nt
Organism: Psammomys obesus (fat sand rat)
Lineage: Eukaryota; Metazoa; Chordata; Mammalia; Rodentia; Muridae
Gene: Tspan10
Product: tetraspanin 10
Cellular component (GO): membrane
Source: RefSeq, a predicted model, not a curated record